GCUAUCUCACAGCCCUCUAUCUCUCUCUCGCUCUCUUUCUCUCUGUCCUACUGUUCCUCUCCCCCAAUUUCUAUCACGGUGUCCGCUUUGUCUUUCUCACCUCCUCUCCGUCUGUUUUUAACGCGCUCGGCGGACUGAGGCUGCCUCAGAGGUAUCUGACUCCCUCCAGCAUAUCUUUGGGCACAGCUUUAAAGAUGCUCCUUUACAACUUGCUUCAGUCCGCUGCCCUUCGGAUGUCUUAACUGCCUCUUUGCAUCUUUUCGUUUUACUUCAAGGUGAGAACAUAGCGUACGAGGUGGCACUGAGCUUUUACGCAUGGAGGUUGGAAUCAGUCUGUCAGAAUUUACGCAGAAACUGCUACUGAAGAUGCAACUGGGUUUAUGAGACCUUUUAAGGGCUUGAAGAAGGGCUUACAAAGAGAGCAACGAUGCGAGGGACUGAGUUGCUGCUCGGCUACUUUCUGGUGAAAGUUCUGGUGUGUGACGCGGAGGGCGAGCUGGAUCAAACCGCGGAUGACUUCAUGAUAGUAACCGGGUUCAACGAGUCAGCAGAGGGGGAGAGCGCAUCCACGGAGACCCCGCACACGGAGGAGAAGUGUCGUGGCUAUUACGACGUGAUGGGUCAGUGGGACCCGCCGUUCGUGUGCAGGACGGGCAGCUACCUGUACUGCUGCGGCACCUGUGGCUUCAGGUUCUGUUGUGCGUUCAAAAAUUCCCGGCUGGACCAGACCACCUGUAAGAAUUACGACACCCCGCCGUGGAUGACACCCGGCAGACCUCCGCCAAAAGUGGACGUGGCGCUGGAGUCCGCCAAGGAUAAAACCAACCUCAUCGUCUAUGUCAUCUGCGGGGUCGUGGCCAUUAUGGCACUUAUUGGGAUUUUCACCAAGCUCGGUUUGGAAAAGACGCACCGUCCAAACAGAGACAAUAUGUCAAGAGCUCUUGCACAUGUGAUCCGUCAUCCUGCUUCAGAAGAUACAGAUGACAUUGGUCUGAGUCAACAUUAUGAGAACCUACAAACGAGAUUGGCACUUGACAAUUUCCACAGCAAUCAGAUGAACAAUGUGGCCCAGUCUCCAACUUUGGUAGGUCAGCCAUAUCCAGCAGUGGGACAGAUUACCAGCCCAUAUGAACAACAGACCCCACUCAAGGAUCUCAACAAGUACAACACUCUGAAGGCUGUGGCAGAGAAAGCAAAUGACAACUACCAAAGCAACCGCAGGCAAGCGAUUGAGAUGACAGCCAAGGGUAGCCUUCCAAUGGAAAGUGUGGAUAUGGAGCCAGAGCCUCCAAAUCCUUACAGCCCACCCAGACAGCGUUCUAUGAAGCACAGCGAACACAAGUACAAAAGCCACAGGAGCCACAGCUCCCAGUCACUGUCCCACAUCUCCAACAUAGCAGUCAGCCCAGGGGGGCUGAGAUCCUGGCAAAGCAAAGACAUGCUGGGACUCCGACAGAGCUAUGGCCAAAUGAAGCCCGGCAUCACAGAGAAAGAGCUACAUAGCUCCCGCUACAUGCCUCCACAACCUUACUUUGUCACCAACAGUAAGACAGAAGUGACAGUAUGAGUGUCUGCCAUAUUCAGGCUCAAAAUAAACCCGAAUUAAUAAUAAAGAAAAGGGAAAAAAAAAAAAAAAAGAAACGCUGUAACUGCUGCCAAUGAGUGGGGUUGCAAGGAAACAGCAUGGACUGUACUAAAUGCAUCGGUUUUGGAAGCGGGUAGCAAGAUGCCAUCUAUAGCUGAUGUGUACUGUGUGACAGGGCCCUGAAUAUGUCGUUGAGCCUCAUGGGGGCACUGUAAUCAAAAUGUCGUGUUUGAUGCUCAUAUAAUCUCACUACUAAAACUGCAGAAAUUACUUAUCACAUUAUUGGGAUGUGAGACACUAAUUACCAUCACAAGUAUCUACUGAGAUAUUUAAGGAGAUUGUACUGUAUUUUCUAAUAUGUAGUUGAAAGAUAAUCCAAUCAAACUGAACUAGCCCGUGGCUGUUUAUUGAUUAUAUGAGUCACCUGAAGGUUGUGUACUAAAAAAAAAGACUUGGAAACUAAUCCUAAACUAAGAGUGUGCAGGAUUAUGUUUUCCACAUAGCUGCCAUGUUCUAAUUAUGAACCCUCUAAUGCAUUACCUCAGUUUGAAAUGCAAUUCACCACUUGCUAAACUAUCACCUCAUGGAGGAAUUGUACACAUUUAAGGCAAACCUUUGUAACUCUUGAUUUAAAUAGUGUCGCAAACAUUGGAAAACUGGCUUGAAAGGUUUUGUGUUUGUUUGGAGAAUUCCAGGUCUAUCAUAGUGUUCUUAAAAUGUAAAUGACUCGGUCUGUAAAUGUGCUAUUGUUGAUUUAAGUGGCUCAACACACAUUAAAAAGUCUGUUCAAAACUUGUGAUUCUUGUGUCGCUUAAAAAAAGAUGUUUAUUUUUGGUUUAAGAUUGUCAAGCAGUUAAAAAUGUUGGGUUUUAACAAUAAAGACAAAUGCAAAAAAACAAAACAAAAAACAAACAAACACUGAAACCUUUGUAUUCAGUAAUGCAUUACAUGAGGAAUGUAACGGUUUGUUUGAGGAUUUGUUUCAGCAGCUUUGUUUAUCCCUCUAAUUUUGUUUUUAUGGGAUAAUUUAAAAUGUUGGACUUUUACUGCUUAUUUCUUCUGUUUACAUUCUGGUUCUCAAUCAUAACUGAAGUUUUAUCAUUCCUCUGGGAGCUCUGUCAUUUUUAAAAAAAAAAUGCCAGGAGACAUUUUUGUUAAUUAGCAAACCAUGUUUCCAACCAACAGGGUUGUUCCCCCUGGAAAUUAAAUCAGCACAGUAACCCAGUUCAGUCAGACAGUGUGCAACAGCUGUGUGCUCGGUUCUAAAAGUCUUGACAUUAGAGUAAUAACUUAAUAGAAAAAAAAACCU
Poecilia latipinna (sailfin molly) is the source of this 2894-nucleotide messenger RNA. RefSeq names its product shisa family member 9b (gene shisa9b). Gene Ontology annotation, cellular component: dendritic spine membrane; postsynaptic density; AMPA glutamate receptor complex. The record is from RefSeq and is a predicted model, not a curated record. The transcript has 4 exons. The coding region runs from base 428 to 1567 and encodes 379 amino acids. Gene Ontology annotation, biological process: regulation of AMPA receptor activity; regulation of short-term neuronal synaptic plasticity. NCBI's taxonomy places the organism in Eukaryota, Metazoa, Chordata, Actinopteri, Cyprinodontiformes, Poeciliidae.